Messenger RNA from Nothobranchius furzeri (turquoise killifish), 3062 nucleotides. The record is from RefSeq and is a predicted model, not a curated record. NCBI's taxonomy places the organism in Eukaryota, Metazoa, Chordata, Actinopteri, Cyprinodontiformes, Nothobranchiidae.
AGAAGAAGAAGCAGCAGGAAAGAAAGUAAGUGUAUUACGUCACAUCCGUCAACAGUGGCGCGCUGUUUUCUAAACUUCACUUUUGACUGAUUUACGUCUCAAAGUUUUUUAAAGUGAAGUGGCAACUUUAUGAAAGACGAACAUAUAUAAUUAUGAACCUAAUUCGACGCCCCUGUUCAGAAGACUCCGCUGUGUUCUGUGCGUUUAAGCGCUGAGCAGCACCGGUGGCCGUGUGUCCAUCAUGUCCCAGACCAACACUUCUCUCCUGGAUGAGGUGGCGCAGUGGAGCCAGGAAACCUGUCGCCAGGAGCUCAAGUCUGUCCUGCCAAAACUGACCUCUUUGCAUUGUGAGUCAGACACUUGGGAUGAUCAUUUACGUAUCCUGAAGGUAAUUAUAGACCUGUUCCUCCCGCAUGUUGGUCUGCCAGAGCUAGAAGAUGAGUGUUUUUCCAAGAUCUUACCAAAGGCAGUGGAAAUGUUUAACAGCAUGAUGAAAGAAAUCAUGGAUCAAGUCGGUGGCCUUUCAACUCAAAAUACUGAAAUGUGUGCUUUCCUGAGGAACAUUCUGCAGAUGAUGAUGCAGGUAGUUGAUGCACUUUCUGUAUGUGUGCGUCAUGUUGGCUCAUUUGAAGAAGCACCUCACUUGGAUGCUAUCCACUCACUUCCAACUUGUAUCCUGAAAAUCCUGAGGGAAACUUUUCAACAUUGCAAGGAUAGUGAGCUGGUUUACUGUGACCGUCUGUCCCUGGUGGCAGACCUGCUGCAGGGAUUGUUCAAAGAGGCCUUUUCUCUUCAGAAGAGUCUGUUAGAACUUCUGGACAGGAUCUCUCUGGACAGUAGUGCCUCAGAGGUGGAGGUCUCUGACAUUGUGACAGUGAUUCACGGUCUUCUGGAUAUCUGCUCCAUCAUCUCCAACCUGGACCUGGCACUGCAUGCAAACACGUGGAAGUUCCUCAUCAAACAGAGUCUGAAGUACCAGUCCUUGGUGGAGGAACAUCUACAUCAUGGUGACAUCAUCAACGGCCUGUGUGACAACUUUCUGGCUUCCUUUGACAACUCUGUGGAGCUGGCUGAGCAGAUGCAACGUGCUGAGUUACAGGAAUUGACACAAAGCCCCGAGUACAAGCUGUUCCAGAAACACGCCAAGAUGUGCAGAUUUUUUGCCAACACUGUAGUUCAUUACAUAAAGGAGUUUAAAUAUUUUGUGACAAAGCACUGCAGAAACUUUCAUCAACUUUACCUCCAGAUCAUCAGUAAGUUUCCUCCCAGCAUAAGCGCUCCAGCGCUGCCCUCAGCUCUGGCUGGGGAGCUGAACGCAGCAGCUCUGGUACCCAUGGAUGCUUUCCUCCUCCAGCUGCUGUCUCUGAGGUCCUUUGCUGAAGUUGUGCUCCAGCAUAACCUACGGCUGACUCCUGAACAUGAGCUCCCCCAGUGUGUCCUGCUGGUGAACAUCUUGGGACAACUGGCUGGCCAGUCAGAAGAAGUGCAGCAGCUCUGGUACAGUGGAAGUCAGUUCUCAGAAGACACACCCAGGCUUCCUCUCUACCAGGCCAUCUUUUCUAGUUUCCACCGAUGCUACACUGAGCGUGGGGUACCGGUGCUGCUGCCAGGGGUGAUGCUGAAGGGUCAGGCCCAGGUCCAGGUCACUCUGCACCAACACAUCUGUGUGCAGCUCUGUGCCAGUGUGGCUGUGCUUCCUCCUGUGUACUUUCCUGUGUUUGAGCGGUGUUUGGUUGAUGCGGUGCUGCAGGCUGACACUCAGACAGCUUUACUGGCUACAGAUGUUUGGUGUUUCACAGCACGAUAUGGAACAGCAGAGCUUUGCCUGCAUCAUAUCCUCCUUAUUGCUCAGAUGGUGAAAGCGUGCCCCACUGAGUGUUACCAGUUGUUUCAUCUGGGAAUGCUGCUGAAGCGCAUGGUUUUCCUCAUGACCCCAGUCCACCAGGUGGAGCUGGUGGCACAUUUCCCACCAUCAAAGAUGGAGAAUCUCCCUGUGUGGCAUCAUGUCCUCCUCCGAGCUCUUUCUGAAGACACUCGUCUUCGUGUGGAGGCAGAAAUUACCGAGCUCACUCAAAAGGUUCUAACCGAUUGGCAGGGUGGAGGACACAAGCUGGGACAAAUGGACCAAGUGAACUCGGUGCUGCUGUCCCUCCUAUCGGUGCUUCGAGGGCAACCAUCUCCUGGAGAGCAGUGUGUGCUGUCAGCAGCGAAGAUGGUCACACAGCUGUGGUUACGGAUGAGUCCUGACCAGCUGCAGACUCACCCUGUUCUUCAGCGAACGCUGCAGCUCCUUCUGUCAACAACAGCUGCUUUAGUGAAAAAGGUCCAGCCUCAAGUUGUUUCUCAGGCCUUGUUAUGCCUGGAUGCUGUGGUUUCUCAAAAAUGUGCUGAUUAUCUGCUGCUGGCUGCUCUGGAGUUCCUCUCAUCCCUGGGGAAGAUCUUUAUCCCUCUGGAAACUCAGAGUCAGGUUCUUCCCAGGCUGAGCAGCUUGUUUGGAGUCAUUCUGGCAGACCAGUCCUGGCUGUUGCAGCAGCACGCCCUGGAGGCCUUUUCUUUCUUUGCAGAGAAUACAAACCACGAGGUGGUCAUCUCCCAGAGCUUGUGCGUGGAAGAAACAAAAACCAAAGUGGUCAAUUACCUCAGAAAGACCCUAAUUGCUCAUGAGGAUGCAGAAUCGAGGCUACUGAGGCUCAAACAGGAGGCGGCAGCAAUCCAGCAACACAACCAGAAGCUGGAGAGUAAAGAGACGGUUUCUAACCAACAGGCGGAAGCUGAAGUUAUCACAGGCUCUGAGCCACGUGCAAAGCGAGCGCGACAGGAGGCCAGUGCAGAGGAGGAGUACAGCCGCUACAUCCAAACAGCUCAGAGUGCUCUGAAAGCUCUCCGAGCUCUAGUUGAGAGUGAUGCCGACACGACAGCGUCGCCCCCACCAUGGCUGGAAGAGAGGCUCCAGGAGCUGCAGACUCUCGUAGCCGACAUCAGUUCAGUCAAACACGCACCCUAGCUGCUGCUUUUAACUCUUUUUGUACAGAAAAAAAAAUGAUUAAACUUUUUUCACCUCA